Molecule: messenger RNA, 2220 nt
Organism: Saxophila tyrrhenica
Lineage: Eukaryota; Fungi; Ascomycota; Dothideomycetes; Mycosphaerellales; Extremaceae
Gene: gpi1
Product: pig-Q
Exons: 3
Coding region: 1-2220 (739 amino acids)
Biological process (GO): GPI anchor biosynthetic process
Cellular component (GO): membrane; endoplasmic reticulum
Source: RefSeq, a predicted model, not a curated record
AUGCACCCCAUCUCUGUCUUGACGUUUGGCAUCUUCCUGUCAGGCUACAUUACUGCGCGCUGGGAUCUGGUCUCGCAGCUCAUUGAGCUCGCUGUCUUCGCCUGGGAUCGAGGCGUGAUCACUCGAGCAGCCAAGGGUUUCGGCGUCCUCUCCAUCUUCUUCGUCCUGAUCCUCAUACCGAUCGAGCGCAUCGCGAAUAAGGAGGUAGAACUGUUUGAAAAUGUCAAACAUGCGCUCAGCAUGCGAUUCCUCUUCCGCGGAUGUCCACAUCCGAUUGAAAACAUUGUUGAGAGGUGCGGAGGGAAGAAUAUUGAAGUAUUGGGCACGUUGAACGACAAGGAUACCCCCAAGCCAUUCAAUCGCCAUGAGCUUUCUUUACAUACUGUCCCGCGAAGCAAGAUACCAAGGAUCGAUUGCGCAGAGGAUGCAGGAGUCACCGUCCAGAUCGUCACGUUUGACAGACCAGAUCCGGACCGGAUGCAGUACCUUUCGCUGACACAGAUCUCACUUGCACUUGGCGACAAGCGAGGGACGUUCGGCUCAGAGGUCCCUUUUGACACAAUCGACAAGGAAGAAGACCUCGAGCGGAAGCGAAGGGAAGCAUUGGUCGACAAGCUCAAGUUGCAUACUGUUGUAAAGCAUCCUCGCACGGAGAAAGAACUGGCUCUCGACAGUAUCAUCAACCAGAUCAACUGCUCUGCUGAAGUGGACCAGCUCAUGCAAAGCAAUAUUGGUCUCGUUGGAGUAAGAGUUAAGAGGACGCAGAGCGUGAGCGAGCGUGUUGUUCUAUCUGCCACAAACGCUUAUGCCACAUUCUUGAUACGGCUAAAAGAUGCGUUCAAGCAGCAUAUCUGGCCGUUUGCCUCCAAGGUAUUCAUCUUCUGCCUGAUGGCACACCGCAUCAUAGCGGAAGGCCUCAUCCUACUGCUUGACUGGCGUCCUGUGCCGGAGUCGGCAGCUCUGAAAGACAUCUCCGCCACAGCUCAACAGGUCGAUAUCCGGCUGCAGCAGUUCUGCUAUUGGCCCAAGCAGUACCUCACGCUGCACAGGCGACGAAAAGACUGGGUAAGCAUCACGAACAGCCACCCGGAGUACAUCCGCUUCUUCAACAGUCUGUGGCUCGUCGCGAACGACGUGAUCAUUGGCAUCGCACUCGGCUCGUACAUCUUUGAGAACGCCGACUUCGUGGCCACUCAAAUGGACCAGUUGAUCGACAUCUAUUCCAUCGACGGACUCCAGCGAAUGAUCGAGUGGCUCAUGGGCUGGCCUGCUGGUCUCAAACUCAACAACGAGCUUGCCAAAUUCCUCGGCGACCUGUUCCUGUGGGUUAUUGACUACUGGGAUAAUUGCAUGAGGCAACUACAGCCAGCACUGCCGCACAUCAUACGCCUAAUUGGUAUCAGCUCCUUUGCCGGCGCUUCGCUGCCUAUCUCGAUGUUCUCGGACCUGGUCUCGCUGCUCACGAUCCACAUCUACUCCUUCUACGUUGCCAGCGCUCGAAUAUACAACUGGCAGCUCAGCAUCAUCGUCUCGCUCUUCCACCUGUUCCGAGGCAAGAAGCGAAACGUACUACGAAAUCGUAUCGACAGCUGCGACUACGACCUGGACCAGCUUCUUCUUGGGACCAUCCUCUUCACGUUGCUCUUCUUUCUUCUCCCGACGGUUGCGGUCUUCUACGCAACCUUCGCUGGCGCUCGUAUCGCCAUCAUCGCGCUCAAAGCUGGUCUGGACACCUGGCUGGCAUGUCUAAAUCACUUUCCGCUGUUUGCAUUAAUGUUACGAAUCAAGGACUCCAGGCGUUUACCGGGCGGGAUACGAUUUGAAUUGCAAGAUACCUCUGCUGCGUUGCUUUCACCAAAACACAAUACACAUAGUGAGCCACGACCUCAAUCGGCCCCGACAUCCUACAUCAAACUAAAGUAUGCCCAACUCGGCCACCGCGUCCGCAAACACUACUUCUCCCCCCGCGUCUUCCUGGCCAUCGUGUCUGGCCAGUUCGUCCCGCCGAUUCAUAGAAAGAAUCUUUACGGGCUGCAGUACAGCAUGCUUCCGAAGCAGCGGGUGAGUGUGGGCGAGCUGUGGCGGCUGCUUACGGAAGAUCGGAGGGAGAAGCAGAUGGAGGUCGCGAAUGGGUUUGUGGUGAACGGGUUUCCUGCUGGCGCUGGAGCGAGGAGAGGUGCAGGGCGGAAGGGUGGGGUAGGGUAUUGGUGGAGUCGGUAG